UGUGCCACCACCACUGCUGGUGUUAAAUUAAAGAAAACGAAAACAAAUCGGAAAAAGACGGAAGUGAGUGCCUUUCUGCUGCCGCCGGUGCUGUGCUGAGAUCGCCUCGCCAAAAUAGUCAAAGUCCUCGAGAGCGAGAGAUACCGAUUGCAGAGCGUCGCAAGGAAAAACAGAACCAACAGCUAGAGCAAACAUGGCACUGAAGAAAGUGAAGGGUAACUUUUUCGAGCGUAUGUUUGAUAAAAACCUCACCGAUUUGGUGCGCGGCAUUCGGAACAACAAGGAUAAUGAGGCCAAAUACAUAUCGACGUGCAUCGAGGAGAUCAAACAGGAGCUGCGACAGGACAAUAUCAGUGUCAAGUGCAAUGCAGUGGCCAAGCUGACCUACAUACAAAUGCUGGGCUACGACAUCUCCUGGGCAGGCUUCAACAUCAUCGAGGUGAUGAGCUCAUCCAGAUUCACCUGCAAGCGAAUUGGCUACCUGGCGGCCAGUCAAUGCUUCCAUCCGGAUAGUGAGCUCCUCAUGCUGACCACCAAUAUGAUACGCAAGGAUCUCAACUCACAGAACCAAUACGAUGCGGGUGUGGCGUUGAGUGGACUAAGCUGCUUCAUAUCACCCGAUCUGUCCCGCGAUUUGGCCAACGAUAUUAUGACACUGAUGAGCUCAACAAAACCGUAUCUGCGCAUGAAAGCCGUCCUUAUGAUGUAUAAAGUAUUUUUACGCUAUCCCGAAGCAUUGAGACCUGCAUUUCCCAAACUCAAGGAGAAACUGGAGGACCCAGAUCCAGGUGUUCAAUCGGCUGCCGUUAAUGUUAUUUGCGAGUUAGCGCGUAAAAAUCCUAAAAAUUACCUGCCCCUGGCGCCGAUCUUCUUCAAGCUCAUGACCACAUCGACCAACAACUGGAUGCUGAUCAAGAUCAUCAAGCUGUUUGGCGCUUUAACCCCCUUAGAACCCCGGCUAGGAAAGAAAUUAAUAGAACCACUCACAAAUCUAAUUCAUAGCACCUCGGCGAUGAGUCUCCUGUACGAGUGCAUCAACACGGUGAUCGCGGUGCUAAUCAGCAUCAGCAGCGGCAUGCCCAACCACAGUGCCUCCAUCCAGCUCUGCGUGCAGAAGCUCCGCAUCCUUAUCGAGGAUUCCGACCAGAACCUGAAAUACCUUGGACUGUUGGCCAUGUCGAAGAUCCUGAAGACGCACCCGAAGAGCGUGCAGGCGCACAAGGACCUAAUUCUCGCGUGCCUGGACGACAAGGACGAGUCGAUCCGACUGCGCGCCCUCGACCUGCUGUACGGCAUGGUCUCGAAGAAGAACCUCAUGGAGAUCGUUAAGCGUCUGCUCGGCCACAUGGAGCGGGCGGAGGGCUCGGCCUACCGGGACGAAUUGCUCUACAAGGUGAUCGAGAUCUGCGCCCAGAGUUCCUACCUGUACGUGACCAACUUCGAGUGGUAUCUCACCGUGCUCGUGGAGCUCAUUCAGCUGGAGGCUGGCUCACGGCACGGCCGCCUGAUUGCCGAGCAACUCCUGGACGUGGCCAUUCGCGUGCCAGUGGUGCGGCAAUUCGCCGUCAACGAGAUGACCAACCUGCUGGACACGUUCACCGUCUCGGCGCAGAGCAACUCCAUGUACGAGGUGCUCUACGCGGCCGCCUGGAUUGUGGGCGAGUUUGCCGGCGAGCUGGAGGAUGCGGAGAAGACGCUCAACAUCCUGCUGCGUCCGCGGCAGCUGCCCGGUCACAUCCAGGGUGUCUACGUGCAGAACGUGAUCAAGCUGUUUGCCCGCCUGGCCACCACAUGUCUGGAGGUUCAGGAUUUGCCGGGAUUAGUGAGGCUCUGCGAUCAUGUACUCGAUAAACUGCAACACUUCAAUGGCUCCAGCGACAUUGAGGUGCAGGAGCGAGCCAACUCGGCUUGCAUGCUGAUCGAGAUGCUGCGCAACCAACUGGCCACGACGGACGAUGCCAUGGACACGGGCUGCAUUCCGCCACUGGCCAUUGAGAUUGUCCAGGAGAUGACGCUGCUGUUCGCUGGCGAGCUGAUACCGGUGGCGCCCAAGGCGCAAAGGAAGGUGCCGCUGCCGGAUGGCCUGGAUUUGGACGAGUGGAUCAACGCACCGCCGCCGGAGGAUGCGGCGAGCAGUUCGUCCUCGGAGCACGACAAGGACGAGCUCUUCGUCAGCGCCUCGCAAGGCGGCGCGGGCGUGGAGGGAGGCGGCGGUGGCGGAGGAAGUGGCGGCAAGCGGCGACAGAGCCUGGAACUGACGCCCGAGCAACUGGAGCGCCAGCGGAUGGCGCGUCUCAUGGAGCAGUCGAACAAUCCCCACUACCUCAAGUCCACGCCGACGGCGAGCGGAGGGUCGGCGAAUGCGGAUCAGUACGACAAUAUCGACGACAUUCCCAUCACGGAGCUGCCGCUGGACAUGGAGGGCGUGGCUGCGCUGCGGGUGGGCAUUACCAAGCGAUCGGAUAAAUACCUGCAGGAGCAGCAGGCGGCGGCGCAGGGCGGCAAGGAUGGCAAGAAGAAGCAUAAAAAGGGCAAGAAGAGCAAAAAGGCUAAGAACAAAGUGGCAUACAACAGCAGCUCCGAGUCGGAAGGAGAACCGAAGCCCCUGCAUAUUGUGAACACCACGCUGGACAUGCCCGAGGGGGUUUCCCUGUCGGACAGCGAGGACAAGGACGGCAAGUACGAUCCGAAUGACCCGCAUCGAGCGCUGGACAUUGAGCUGGAUAUAACGGACUUCGAGGCGCCCGCCGUGAGGUCCUCCUCCUCCAAGAAGUCGACGACGGGCAAAGAGAAUCUCAAGGCGCCGGCUGAGCUGGCCGGCAGCAGUAGCAGCUCCAAGAAGGAUCGGAAAAAGGACAAGGAUAAGGAGAAGGAGCGGAAGAAGCAUCGGGAGGGCAGGCGGGAAAGGAGCGCCCAGCCGGUGAUUGAUCUCAUCGACGCCGACACGCCCACUCCCAGUCCCAGCCACACUUCCGCCCCCAGCAACGACAACAACAAUACUUCAAGCCUCCUUCCAGCCGAUGUCGCCAGGCAACACAAAAAGAAGAAGAACAAGGAGAAGUCGCGGGAAGCGGCGCCCGAAAGCGGCAUCCUUAAUGUGCUGGAAGAGGAGGGGGAGGUGGAGCAGCAGGUGGCCUCCAAGGCGCACAAGAAGAAGCAUAAAAAGGAGAAGUCGCAGCGCAAGGAGAAGAAGGCUUCCGACUCUGCAUCCGCAUCCGUAAUCGCCGGCAUUUCGUCCAGCGACUACGAACAGCCACUGGGAAUCUCAACGCCCAGCAAAGAGAUUUUUUAAUUGCUAAGCUCCAAGUUCCACUAUUAUAAUUAUUAUUAAUAUGUACGAUUGUGAGGAACCUCUGUUUUUCCCGUGUGUCGAUUCAUUGCGCGUUUAUUUGAAAAAGAAAAGGGAGCAGCGAAGCGAGCUUCAGACUUUCCAAUUUCAUCAAGUUGAAACAAUUGCCUCCUAUAGAAAAGAAAACCUAACAAAUUAUCGCUGCGAUAUAAAAACAUAACAAACAUUGAACAAAUUUAAAUGCUAACAAAAAAAAAAAAGAAAACUAAAUCAACAUAAACCGUAUAUAUGUAUACAUAAAUAUUAAUAUAUAGAACUGUAAUUUUAAAGUGUAAAAUGCCGCCAGUCUGCCAAUUGCGGCUUAAAAAAAGAAACAAGCAACAAACGGAAAACAGAAAACAGAUCAACUAUAAAUCAUAAUUCUACGCCGAUCGAUUCCUGUGUACUAUCUAUUUUUGAUGAAUUUGUAGCCUAGAGCAUGCGAUUCCACUAAAAACACACCCACAAAACACAGACAAUUAUAUACCUAUAGUUAUAUAAUAUGGAAUUUUAUAAUGAAUCCCACACAGAAUAGAGCUAACUGAGCUGCAUGGAUUGUAAAGAACCCGAAUUAUAUAUGUAUGUAUACACGUGAACCAUGUGAAUCAAAUAUAAAGUACUGCUAUACCAUAAUUACUGAACAACUGAGACAGAAACGGAAACGGAACAGAAGCUAA
Messenger RNA from Drosophila takahashii, 4005 nucleotides. RefSeq names its product adaptor-related protein complex 3, delta 1 subunit-like garnet (gene g). The record is from RefSeq and is a predicted model, not a curated record. Gene Ontology annotation, biological process: synaptic vesicle membrane organization; Golgi to vacuole transport; neurotransmitter receptor transport, postsynaptic endosome to lysosome. Gene Ontology annotation, cellular component: presynaptic endosome; endosome membrane; AP-3 adaptor complex. NCBI's taxonomy places the organism in Eukaryota, Metazoa, Arthropoda, Insecta, Diptera, Drosophilidae.